Molecule: messenger RNA, 1954 nt
Organism: Hypomesus transpacificus
Lineage: Eukaryota; Metazoa; Chordata; Actinopteri; Osmeriformes; Osmeridae
Gene: slc23a4
Product: solute carrier family 23 member 4
Exons: 13
Coding region: 47-1954 (635 amino acids)
Biological process (GO): transmembrane transport
Cellular component (GO): membrane
Molecular function (GO): transmembrane transporter activity
Source: RefSeq, a predicted model, not a curated record
UAGGAGGAGGAGCCAGGUCUACUGAAAUUCUACCUGAGAUAGGACAAUGCCCCCUGAGAAAGAUAGCAAUGGCCUGGACAGCUAUGCCUUCGCUACCGACAGCCAUUUGUGCGACCUGUCAGAGGAGAAAGAUGGUGACGAGUCUGAGUUUUCCGGGGAAGAGAACAGGAACAAGCUGGCCUACUGUGUCACCGACGUCCCUCCGUGGUACCUCUGCAUCAUCCUGGGCAUCCAGCACUGCCUGACGGCGUUUGGGGGCAUCAUAGCCAUCCCCCUGAUCCUGUCCCAGGGCCUGUGUCUGCAGCAUGACGGCCUGACUCAGAGCCACCUCAUCAGCACCAUCUUCUUUGUGUCCGGAGUCUGCACACUGCUGCAGGUCACCUUUGGAGUCAGAUUGCCCAUCCUCCAGGGGGGUACCUUUACCCUGCUUGCUCCCUCCAUGGCUAUGCUCUCUAUGCCAGAGUGGACCUGCCCAGCCUGGACCCAGAAUGCAUCUCUGGUCAACGCCUCCUCGCCCGUCUUCAUAGAGGUGUGGCAGAGCCGCAUGCGAGCUUUGCAGGGUUCCAUCAUGGUGGGUUCUCUGUUCCAGGUUCUGGUUGGGUUCUCUGGCCUGAUCGGCCUCUUCAUGCGCUUCAUCGGCCCCCUCACCAUCGCCCCCACCAUCGCCCUGAUUGGCCUGUCCCUGUUCGACUCAGCCGGCACCAGCGCUGGAAACCACUGGGGCAUCUCCUCCAUGACUACAGUGCUGAUCAUCCUGUUCUCCCAGUAUCUGCGUCACAUCCCAGUCCCGUUCCCCACGUACACCAAAACCAAGAAGCUCCACACCUCCAGGAUGUACAUCUUCCAGAUCCUCCCUGUGCUGCUGGGCAUCACGCUGUCCUGGCUCAUCUGCUUCAUCCUGACGGUGUACGAUGUCCUCCCGCCCAACCCAGAGCAGUACGGACACCUGGCGCGCACCGACCUGAAGGGGGAUGUGGUGGGCCACGCCCCCUGGUUCCGCUUCCCGUACCCAGGUCAGUGGGGUCUUCCCACCGUGAGUCUGGCGGGGGUGGUGGGGAUCUUGGCGGGGGUGAUAUCCUCCAUGAUCGAGUCCGUGGGCGACUACCACGCCUGUGCCAGGCUGUCAGGGGCCCCUCCUCCCCCCAAACAUGCCAUCAACCGGGGGAUCGGCAUCGAGGGACUGGGGUGUCUGCUGGCUGGAGCCUGGGGCACGGGCAACGGCACCACCUCUUACAGUGAGAACGUAGGAGCGCUGGGCAUCACCAAGGUGGGCAGUCGCAUGGUGAUCGUGGCCAGCGGAGUGAUGAUGAUCGUCAUGGGGGUGUUUGGUAAGGUGGGGGCCAUCUUCACCACCAUCCCCACCCCUGUGGUGGGGGGAAUGUUCAUGGUCAUGUUUGGGGUCAUAUCGGCUGCCGGAGUCUCCAACCUCCAGUAUGCAGACAUGAACUCGUCCAGAAACAUCUUCAUCUUCGGAUUCUCCAUGUUCUCUGGGCUAGUCAUACCCAACUGGCUGUUCAAGAACCCCAAAGCAAUAGCCACAGGAGUGGUGGAGCUGGACCAGGUGCUGCAGGUGCUCCUGACCACCAGCAUGUUUGUGGGAGGCUUCUUCGGCUUCUUCCUGGACAACACCAUACCUGGAUCGAAGCGGGAGCGAGGUAUCGUAGCAUGGAACCAGGCUCAUCAGGACGACUCCAGCAACACGCUGGAGAGCGAAGAGGUCUACAACCUGCCCUUCGGCAUCAGUUCACGUCUCUCCUCCUCAUCCUGGGUCCGCUAUGUGCCCUUCUGCCCUCCCAAUGCCACUAGAUCACUGGACGAGGCUAGCGCUGACGCUAAUGCUAACAAUCAUGCUAACGCUAACGCUAAUUCUAAAGCAGGCGCUAACUCACUGGAGGCCAGGCAGCUUCCUGGGAGUCUUGACGCGCCACAGAUCAUUAAAGCUGCGGCUCUUUGA